Molecule: messenger RNA, 798 nt
Organism: Emys orbicularis (European pond turtle)
Lineage: Eukaryota; Metazoa; Chordata; Testudines; Emydidae
Product: olfactory receptor 6X1-like
Biological process (GO): G protein-coupled receptor signaling pathway
Cellular component (GO): membrane
Molecular function (GO): G protein-coupled receptor activity; olfactory receptor activity
Source: RefSeq, a predicted model, not a curated record
AUGUACAUCCUGACCAUUGUAGGAAACGGCCUUAUUGUGAUCACCGUGAGAACCAGUCACAAGCUGCACACUCCAAUGUACUUUUUCCUGAGCAACCUCUCAUUCCUGGAGAGCUGGUACACCACCGCCAUGGUGCCCAAAAUGCGAGAGACCUUUGUAGCAGUUGAGACAAAAAUUUACAUGUACUGUUGCCUCAUUCAGACUUUCUUCCAUUUCUUCCUGGGCAGCACGGAGUUCUUCAUCCUGGCUGUGAUGUCUUUCGACCGCUAUUUGGCCAUAUGCAAACCCUUGCUAUACGCCACAGUCAUGACCAGCAAGAUCUGCCUCCAGCUGUCUGGGGCUUGUUUCGGGGGAUUCCUGGAUAUAUUAUUCCAAACUCUUCUGAUCUUCCAGCUGCCCUUAUGCGACUCCAACAUUAGCAACUAUUUCUACUGUGACAUUGGGACGGUCUUAAAAAUAGCCUGCACUGAUACCUGCCUGAUUGAGUUGCUGGGAUUCUUGGCUGCAAUCACAGUUAUUCUCAGUUCUUUGAUGUUCACCGUGGUUUCCUACAUCUGUAUAAUAUCCACCAUCCUCUGCAUCCCCUCUGCAACGGGGUUCCAGAAGGUAUUUUCUAUCUAUUCCCAUCUGACUGUAGUCUCGAUACUCUCUGGGGCUGUUCUGUUUAUGUACCUGAGGCCCAGUGUGCAUUCCUCGUUCAGUCUCAAUGAGGUGGUGUCAAUGUUAAAUACCAUCUUGCCCUUGCUGAACCCUUUGAUUUACACAAUAAGAAAGAAGGAGGUGAAGGCAGCCUUCUGA